Gasterosteus aculeatus aculeatus (three-spined stickleback) is the source of this 2186-nucleotide messenger RNA. NCBI's taxonomy places the organism in Eukaryota, Metazoa, Chordata, Actinopteri, Perciformes, Gasterosteidae. The record is from RefSeq and is a predicted model, not a curated record.
CUCAGUUGCCAAGACAAUGAGGCCCGAGGGAGACGACGCAGCCGUGGCUGCAGCCAGCUCCAAACUUUUUCGGUGUGCUUGGGUGAGGCGUUUGGUACCACUGGUUUACAGAGAGGAACUCUACCAAGUCUUACGGCUCACAGGUCCACUGGUGGUGUCUCGGUUUCUGAACUUCCUCCUGUCAUUUGUUAUCACCAUAUUCUGUGGGCACAUUGGCAAUUCAGAACUGGCUGGAUUUGCACUCGCCUCAGCGAUCAUCAACACGACCACAGCUUCAACGGGCCAUGGCCUCAACGUGGCCUGUGACACACUCAUUUCUCAGACGUACGGCGGUAGGAACAUGAGACGUGUGGGAGUAAUCCUUCAACGGAGUUCAUUGAUCUUGCUGUUGUUUUGUUUGCCCUGUUGGGCUCUUCUCAUCAAUACUCACAACUUGCUGCUCAUGUUACACCAAGACACUGAGGUGGCGAGAAUUGCCCAAAUCUACGCACUGGCCUUUAUUCCUGCUGUUCCAGCCAUGUUUCUGUACGAGCUGCAAGUUUCCUACCUACAAAACCAAGGGAUCAUUAUGCCUCAGUUGUACACAGCAGCCGCAGCAAACGUUUUUAAUGUGGGGGCCAACUACUUCUUAAUCUACAGCCUCGAGUUGGGAGUCCUUGGAUCAGCUUUAGCUAACGCCCUUUCUCACAUCUCCAUCUGCCUGCUGCUGUUUGGCUACAUCCGAUGGAAGAAGCUCCAUCAGGAGACAUGGGGAGGCUGGUCCACCGACUGUCUGCAGGAGUGGGGCUCCUAUAUGAAGCUGGCUAUUCCCAGUACAUGCUUGGUCUGGUUUGAUUGGUGGAUGUGGGAGGUUGGAGGUUUCCUUGCUGGUCUACUGGGAGAGGUGGAUCUGGCGGCCCAGCAUGUUUUGUUGGAAAUAGGAAUUAUUAUAUCUAUGUUCCCUCUGGGUAUCCGUGCAGCUGCCUGUGUGCGUGUUGGGAAUGCUCUGGGUGCCGGGAACACUACCAGGGCCAUAAUCACUUGCAAAGUAGUGCUGGUUCUGGCAGGAGUGCUUGCUGUGUUCCAGGGUUGUAUCCUCGCUGGCUGUAAGUCCGUCGUUGGCUACAUAUUUACAUCUGAUGAAGAAAUUGUGGGGAUUGUCUCAGAUAACCUCACAGUCUACAUAUUUCUGCAGUUCAUUGAUGCUCUUCUGUGUGUUUGCUUAGGAAUUCUUAUCGGAUCUGGAAUGCAGAAAAUUGUUGCCUUGUCCAACCUGGUGUCUUUCUACGUCAUCGGUCUACCAGUGGGAAUAGCUCUGAUGUUUGCUACUAAGCUCAGAAUAUUAGGUUUGUGGCUCGGUAUCUUAACAUGUAUAUUCUUGGAGACGGGUUUCUUCCUCAUUCUAAUCUUCAAACUAAACUGGAAGAAAGUCACAUUAAAGGCUCAACAGCGAGCUGGAAAGAAAGUUACGUUGAUACCAAAGCGCCCUGUUAGAGCAGAGCUGAGUGAAGGGAUGGUGAUGGACAUCUCUUCCUGUCCUGAAGCCCAGUUGGACGGUGAAAGAGCUCCUGCAGUGGGGGGCUACGGUCCAGUCAGCACCCAGGAUCAGGAGCUGAAAGGUGGACACGAGGCGGAGACCGACGACACAAAUACAGGACGACCUGUGGGGGAAGACGAAGGGACACAAAAGACCUCAAACACCAAACCUUCAGCGCCGCUUUCUGUCUCUGAGCUGAUCUGGCGCCGUGGACUGAUCUUCUUGGUUUCAGCUCUAGUUUUGGUCACAGGUGUCGCUUUUCACAUCGCGUUCCCCGUACAGGAGCCCUCCAUCCAGAGCAGGACCAACUUUACCCAGAACUGGACUAAUGACUCAAGUUCGACGACACUGACCCCACAGGACCUGACCCCAAGCCGCUGAGCGUUCUUUGACCUCUGAAUGUAGACAUCUAGCAGCUGAACACACUUCUCACAAACUGACAAUUUGGAUAUCCUAGUAGGAAUAAUGUUGAGUGCAUAGGCUACUUGAAGAACAGGUGUUUUUAUAUAAAACUGCAACCUGAUAUAGAAUAGUGGAUUUGAAUUGUGUGAAGGAAAAAAAUGCCGCUGGCAGGAAAACCAAAGGUCCUGUUACAAGGAUCGUCUUUUAUCCUGAGGUGCUAAACUGGAAUUCCAUACACUCAAUAAAUCCUCCGACAAAAAUCAUGAAA